This is a messenger RNA of Loxodonta africana (African savanna elephant), 1688 nucleotides long. It is a transcript of the gene CCDC160, whose product is annotated as coiled-coil domain containing 160. The transcript is spliced from 3 exons. Lineage: Eukaryota; Metazoa; Chordata; Mammalia; Proboscidea; Elephantidae. The record is from RefSeq and is a predicted model, not a curated record. Bases 318 to 1298 code for a protein of 326 amino acids.
CCCGGGCCGGGUCCCUUUAAGUGGGACCGGCCGGUUGCUAGGUGACGGCGCGGCCCGAACGGCGCUGCACUGCGGAGACUCAGCCUGGGCUACCGGCCGGGUCGCGGGGCCACGCGGAGAGCAGGGCUGUGGGCCGCCCGUGGCGGCGGGCUUCAGGGAGGACGGGGAAGACGAGGAAGACAGGGAAGUAGGAGAAAGGGGGACAGGGCUCCCGACGCCCCACCCACACCUCCAGUUCAAACUGGAAAAAGGAAAAAACAGCAUCCAACGUAAGAGCUUGUAUCUCAGGAACUAAAUUGGAAGCAGUUCCAGAAGAAAUGGAUGCUAGAAGAAAACACAAGAAGGAGAAUAUGUUUACUCCUUUUUGUGAUACCCAGAUUUGUCCAGGUCAGGCUUCUCAGCCUAAAUUUUCUGAACAAUUGUCUUUAGAAAAGGCCAGGAGUAUGGCAGAAAGUUAUAAUUUGUCCAGUCAGAAGUUUCAAGAGGUAAACAAAGUUAAGAAAAAAGAAUCUAUUUCCCAACUAAAUGAAAAAGAACGAGAACUAAAGUUAAGAGAGAGAAAGAUAAACAUUUCAAAGAAUGAAACAGACACAAGUUCUGCCUCCUGUGAAGCAUCCGAUUUGGAUGUUCCAACCAAAGAAACCAUCAGGGGCAGGCAAAAUUGUUACACCUGCGGUACGAAGGAAUCGCCAACCGGACGGAGACGACGGCGACGAGGAGACAUGAGGAAGAAUUUCCCGGAGGAAAUGUGUCCAAAACUUCGCCUGAACCUUUUGAAUGCAGAACUGGAAGAACUUAAUAUGAAAUGCAAAAAAAUAGAAGAGGAAUUUGAAAAUGCCGAAAAAGAACUUAUGAACUCCAAAAAAGAAGUCUCCACCAAACCCUUAAACUUUCAAGAAACAAGGAAGGAUUCUUUGAAGAAAGACUGGGAACUGCAAGCUUUACGAAAUGACCUGUCUGAAAAAGCAACCAAUGUCAAAAACUUAACUAAAGAGCUCCAGCAAGCCAAAGAAGUCAUCCACAAGCUGAACUUAGAAAACCGAGAUUUGAAAGAAACUGUUAAGAAGCUGAAGCGGCAAACUGAGGCUGGAAAUGCACUCCUAAAAGAUGAAAUGAAGUUGUUUUAUGAAUUAGAAAUGGAAAAGAUCCGCAAAGAGCUUGAUGCCAUCAAGAAUGACCUGAAAGUUGAGAAGACCCUACAAGCAAGAAACAACAGGGCCCUGGAGUUGAUUAGAACGCACUUUGCCUCAGGAACGCCAUCAAGUACCCUUGGCCAAUUUUCAGGGAAUAUUUUUUAAAAUUAUAAAUAAAUAAAUAAAGCCUUCCAGUAAGCAAGUCAUUGAGCCAAAUCAGUGUUUAUUGUACUUUCUUUGUGUACUACUUCCAACGUGUGUAGUUGGAUGUAAUUUUCAUUUCUGGUGAAUCAGAAUUUCUGUAACAACAUAUAGAUGUUAUCUUCAAAGCUUCUGCUUUAUUUUCUAUUGAAGUUAUUGUGAGAGUCCAAAUGGAGAUGAAGCUUUGGAAUUUUUUUUUGGUAUUUCACUCAAAGACAUGUAGUGAUUCACCAACUCAUUUAUGAAUACAAAUCAGCAAUUUUGUGAUCUUUGAGCAUUAUGUCCUUGGCACGUGAAUAUUCUUCAACCUGUGUUCACUGAUGUUAACAAUAAAAAUCUUCUUUAUCUCUAUAA